GGGGGUUCUCCAGCGGCGCCCCCAGGCCUCCAGGCUCUGGUCCCAGAGUGCACCGCUGCGCUGACCGCUUCGGCCUGCGUGGACUGGACUCGGCCCAGGAUCCGGAGGAGAAGGGAUGUGGUGAAAGCCCACGUGGCAUUUUAACAUACACACGUGUACAGCUACAGUACCCGAGCUCCUUGGCGCGGCGUUAUCAUCCCCACUCAAGAAUGUUCCAGAAGUUCAAAGAUUGGUUCUGGCUAGAAAGAUUCUGGCUUCCUCCAACGAUACAGUGGUCCGAUCUGGAAGACCACGAUGGACUCGUCUAUGUAAAACCUUCGCAUUUAUAUAUGACAAUUCCAUGUGCUUUCUUCUUGCUGAUUGUCAGAUAUUUCUUUGAAAAGAUUAUUGCGACACCUCUAGCCCAAGCACUUGGCAUCAAAAAGGCAACUCGAAAGAUUACACCAAAUGCAGUCCUAGAGAACUUCUUCAAACAUUCCACAGAAACACCAUUACAUGGUGAUAUUUACGGACUGGCGAAGAAGUGUAACCUGACAGAGCGCCAGGUUGAAAGAUGGUUCAGGAGUCGGCGGAACCAAGACAGGCCUUGCCGGUUGAAGAAGUUCCAGGAAGCAUGCUGGAGAUUUGCGUUUUACUUCGUAAUUACUGUUGCCGGAGUUGUAUUUCUUUAUGACAAACCUUGGGUGUACGACCUAUGGGAAGUUUGGAACGGCUAUCCCAAACAGCCCUUGCUUCCAUCCCAGUACUGGUACUACAUUUUAGAAAUGGGUUUUUAUUGGUCUCUGUUGUUUAGAGUUGGCUCUGACACGAAGAGGAAGGACUUCUUCGCUCACGUGGUGCACCACCUGGCGGCCAUCAGCCUCAUGAGCUUCUCCUGGUGCAGUAACUACAUCCGCAGUGGGACCCUCGUGAUGAUCGUGCACGACGUCGCCGACUUCUGGCUGGAGGCUGCUAAGAUGUUCUCCUACGCCAGAUGGAAGCAGACGUGCAACACCCUGUUUUUCAUCUUCUCUGCCAUCUUUUUCAUCAGCCGGCUGAUCGUGUUCCCCUUCUGGAUCCUGUACUGCACGCUCAUCCUGCCGCUGUACUACAUAGACCCCUUCUUCUCGUACGUCUUCCUCAACGUGCAGCUCAUGGUCCUGCAGGGCCUUCACCUCUACUGGGCGUACUACAUCAUGAAGAUGCUACGGCGCUGCAUUUUCACGAAGAGCAUCCAGGAUGUGAGGAGUGAUGAUGAAGAUGAGGAGGAAGAGGAAGAGGAAGAUGAGGAGGAAGAGGAAGAGGAAGAGGAAGAGGCCACCCAAGCCAAAGAGACAGACUGUUUGAAGAACAGCCUCGGGGCUGACAAGCACCUCAUUCCCAAUGGUCAGCACGGCCGUUAGCGUGAAGCCCACGUGACUCCCCUAGCACACGCGUGUGAGCCCCGCCGGAGACCUGAACACUCCCUCACUCAUGGCCCGGAGGACCCACGGGGACCCCAGACCCUGCCCUCCCUUCUUUCCCAGCACCAACUCCCUCACUACCCCCUCGAUGGAUGAAAUGUUGCUCACUUGCGUUAAUAUGUUAAAUAUAAGCGUGCCCGUGGGUUCUAGUGCAGGGAGGACUCGGGCUGCUCACAAGUUUUUUGGGGGGGACCAUUCUAGUGUUCUCACUGCGCUCAUGUAUGCAUCUCUGACAUCGAACUUUCCAGGACUCACUGCGCUAGGCCCUUUCGUGCCCACCCCACCGCCCCCCCAACUUCAGGAUGGGUUGACAAGUGCUAAGCAA
Tupaia belangeri chinensis (Chinese tree shrew) is the source of this 1767-nucleotide messenger RNA. It is a transcript of the gene CERS3, whose product is annotated as ceramide synthase 3. Gene Ontology annotation, biological process: ceramide biosynthetic process. The transcript has 12 exons. Gene Ontology annotation, cellular component: membrane. Bases 210 to 1382 code for a protein of 390 amino acids. The record is from RefSeq and is a predicted model, not a curated record. Gene Ontology annotation, molecular function: DNA binding; sphingosine N-acyltransferase activity. Lineage: Eukaryota; Metazoa; Chordata; Mammalia; Scandentia; Tupaiidae.